Dovyalis caffra is the source of this 666-nucleotide messenger RNA. NCBI's taxonomy places the organism in Eukaryota, Viridiplantae, Streptophyta, Magnoliopsida, Malpighiales, Salicaceae. The record is from the annotation of a GenBank genome assembly.
AUGGCUUUAUCAAUGGCAAUGGCAGUGGAUGCUACUUCUUGUACUAGUAACAGAUGGAGCAUGGCAUCUCUCAGGACCGCACUUCCCUCUUCUUCUUCUUCUUCAACGAGUGCCGCAGCAACAAUUCGACUCCCAUCAUCUCGUUGCCAAUGCCUCCAGCAAUGCAUCAGCCUCUCUCGCUCUCGCCGCCAACAACAACCAGUCCUCACUCGCUCCUUUACUGCUAUUAACCCUCUCUCCUCCCUUGGUUUCUCCGACAACACCACUUUUGGACAUGCCUUCCCUGCUGUUGAUAAUGGCUCGCGUUUUUUUGCCAUGAGGCAUGGAAGGCGAGUUCCCAAGCUCAAUCGCCCACCUGACCAGCGUCGGGCACUUCUCAGAGGCCUCACCACUCAGCUUCUUAAACACGGUCGUAUUAAGACCACAAGAGCGCGCGCCAGUGCCAUGAGGAAGUAUGUUGACAAGAUGAUCACCUUGGCAAAGGAGGGGUCUCUCCACAAAAGGAGACAGGCUCUGGGCUUCAUCUAUGAAAAGCAGAUUGUUCACGCCUUAUUUGCAGAGGUACCAGACAGGUAUGGGGAACGAAAUGGUGGAUAUACCAGAAUUAUUAGAACUCUACCAAGGCGAGGGGAUAAUGCACCCAUGGCAUACAUUGAACUUGUCUAG